This is a messenger RNA of Aspergillus pseudonomiae, 3483 nucleotides long. RefSeq lists its product as uncharacterized. The transcript has 2 exons. The record is from RefSeq and is a predicted model, not a curated record. Gene Ontology annotation, biological process: chromatin remodeling. Gene Ontology annotation, cellular component: cytoplasm. Lineage: Eukaryota; Fungi; Ascomycota; Eurotiomycetes; Eurotiales; Aspergillaceae. The coding region runs from base 1 to 3483 and encodes 1160 amino acids.
AUGGAGUACUCACGGCAAGAAGCCUUUAAAAAGCUUCGGGACCCUUGUGUUGAGCUCAGCUCUGUCGGCCUGAGAUACCGUGGCCAUCAGGCAUCCCCCAACGAUGUAUUCCGGGCUCUCAAACCAGUGCAGAGCGUCCUGAAGGAACUCUCAAGCAAAGGUUCACUGGACGAAAAGCUGGCAGAAUAUGCAUUCUUUCCGCUGUCCCACAUUUUCAACGAGAGCCAGAGAAUUUCGGCUAAUUGCUUGGAAUUGGCAGUCGACUGCUUGCGGAUAUUGGUUGCUGACGGGUGGCGACAACGCCUAUCCCCGCAAAUGGGCAAGCAGCUCAUGAUACUGCUUACGUUGAUUAUUGGAGGCCCUCCAAGUAAAGCCAAUAGUAACCAGCAAACACAAUCCAAGCCAGCGGAAUUGUCUAUCGCUGGCUUUGACUGUCUUUCAGCCAUCUUUGAUGUUAUGGAAGGGCCUGUAGCGCAAAGGACGAUCUAUAACGAAAUCGGUACAGCGACUGUUGUUGACCAGACUGUGUAUGUCUUGCUUGAAGGAAUUUUAGACACUACAUCAGACGACCUUUGCGUUUCUGCUGCAAAAGCCCUUCAAGCCCUGUACUAUCGAAUAACUGACCGGGUAGUUCUGGCUAGCGUAAUGCCACGGACGGCCUCGACGCUAACAAAGGUCAUCAAGCCAACAACUCAAGUACGACGCUCUUACAAGCUGCUUUCUGCUUGUAUUAAGGUCCUUACACACAUGCUUAAAGUUGUUCUUAAUGACCAAGUAGCGAGCGUCGCACCAGAGAAGCCCGCUCAGUCCCAGGAAAGUGGUGAUGGUCUUGUGCUUGAUGAAUCCUGGCUGAAGGCCACAACUACGCAAAUUAAGCUUGCGCUUGCGAAUGUUAUCCAGGUUAGGCGACAUGACAGGCCUGAAGUACAAGAGUCGCUAUUAGAACUAUGCUCAAUGGUCGUGGAGGAUUGCCGAAGCACACUGCAAGAGUCGCUCCCGCUAGUGGUUGAGACUAUGGUCGUGCUAUCUGAAACUAGUGAUGACGAAUCACCUAACAAUGCAUACACAAUCCUCAUGCAUCUUGCCACCGCAUAUGCUGAGGUAUUGGAUGCCCUUAAGAACUCUCUGCAUGCUUGGAUUACCGCUUUCCCGAGAACCAUGCAAAGCAAUGAUGAAACGUCGAAGCAAUGGGCACUUAAACAGAUAGCCACUGCCUUUCAGAUAUUGUCCCAGAUCCAGUCCGGGUCUGACAUACUCACUACUGGACUUGCAUCAGGACUGUGUGACAGCGUUUCAGCAGCCAUCAACCAUUCCAACAAUGCCCUUCAACCUUGGAACCCUGAAACAUCAGGCAGUCAAACACUAGAAGUGCUUCACCACGGAAAUCAGUCAAGAUCUUUCCCACCGGUGCUUUUGGAACAUCGCAGUCAACAGCAAACCCUCAAAGACCUUCAAUCCAUGAUUCUCAGGCUUAACAGGUCCGAAUCCGGAAGUAAUAUCACACGUCUAAUCAUCAACCGGGUCCAUCAAGAAACAGGCAAUUCUAUUGCGCCUUUUUGGUUGGCGUUAGAAUUCCUCAAAAGCGGUUCCCAACUCACUAGUCUUGAUGAAUUCAUUUCAUCGGACUUUAUCGAACCGUCAUCCCUGUUUUCUACGAGAGCUAACAUGAUCGAAGAAUUAUAUUACAUCUCACUCCCUGUACUAAGCGAAUCAUUGCCUGACGAAUCAAAAGACUGGCGGGUUUCGGCUCUUGCUCUAGAAGUAAUCGCACUCCAGGCCCAACAGCUUCGUGAAGAAUUUCGGCCAGAGUUGAUGGACGCAUUAUAUCCUGUUCUCCAACUUCUAUCAUCGCCCAACCCAAACCUUCAGAGACAUGCUAUGGUCUGUCUCAAUGUACUAACCGAAGCCUGUAACUAUGAGAGCACGAGCACGAUGGUUAUUGAAAACGUCGACUACCUUGUGAACUCAGUGGCCUUGAAGCUAAACACGUUCGAUGUCUCACCGUAUCCACCCCAGGUGUUGUUCAUGAUGGUCAAGCUAUGCGGUGUGCGGUUGAUUCCAUAUCUCGACGAUCUUGUCGAUUCAAUCUUUGGGAUAUUGGAUAUGUAUCACGGAUAUCCAAAACUCGUUGAAAUGAUGUUCAAAACCUUGGCCGCCAUUGUUGAGGAAGGGACCAAGAGUCCUUCAUUCCUGGCAAUAGGCGAUGGAACGGACAGCAACCGUGCGGGACAUCGCAAGAAGCAGCACAAGAGGUUACAGAUCUCUACUCUUGCUAAGGACCUGAAGAAUCGGAAAGCGAAACGUGCCAGGCACCUGGACGACUUUCCUGACGCUGACGAGCACGUGUCCCACCCAGAACGGCCGUGGACCACAAAGCCUGAUAAACCGGUCGAGCCAGAAGAGGAUAUCGAGGCGCUUCUGAACAAAGUCACAGAAGAAUCAGACGAACCACUGCCUGCACCACGCGAACCUGAAGACCAAGAAAAGCCUUUGAGCAAAUCACACAACCUAUUGCUACACAUCAUCAAGUCUAUCCCCUCACAUCUUUCUUCUCCAUCGCCUUACCUCCGCCGGUCCUUACUCUCUAUCCUUACCCAGGUAUCACCAAUUCUCUCAGGACACGAGAACAGCUUCUUACCCAUCAUCAAUGAGGUGUGGCCAUCAGUAGCCGCAAGGAUCAGCCUUCCCUCAUCCUUCACUAGCAGCUCCUCAUCAACAGCGCUCAUGGCAAGAGAAGACUCAAACAACGGACCCAAGAACCGACCAGACGACGAAUUCAACUUCAAAGAAGAAAUAUACGUAACCACAACAGCCUGUCAAGCCAUCGAAAGCAUGUGCAAGAGCGCCGGCGAUUUCAUGGCCACCCGAAUCGAAACCGAAUUCCCUCGAUGGGAACGCCUCUACCGUCGCGUAUGGGAGACCGUCCGACAAGACGCCGAAAAGGCCAUUCAGCGACGAGCCAGGAGCCAAGCCACCAACGAAAAGACAGAUAUACUUCUUUCAUUAUCCCUGGGUCUCUCACAAUCACUAUCUCUCAAUACAGCAGGGGGCCCCUCAGGCACUCGCGCAUUCACACCUCACCAUAGUCUCUGGCGAGCUCUCCUCUCCCUGUUCAUCACUCUUCUCACACAUGUCCGUCUGCCUUUGUCUAUGGGUGACCAGAUCUGUGAAUUCCUGGCGGCUUGGAUAGCCCGGUUCGCUGGUCCAGAUUACUAUUCUUCUUCGUUGUCAUCGUCAAAGCAGGAAAUCCCAUCUUCUCUUCGUCCGGAAAUAAACACUGUCAACAAUGCUAUCGAGGCAAUGGAAAUCUGGAACGUUGACCUGACUUGGUUCAUUUUUCAGCAGCAAAAGGCACAAGUGCGGGGUAUCAUACCUCAAAGAAAGACACCCAGUGCUUCCCUGAUAAGUGAAAUCAACGAAGACCCCUUGGAAACGUGGUCAUCGCCAGGACAUAAAUUGAAGUUUGCAGCGUUGGUGUUUUGA